AUGGUGGACCAGUUCACCAAGUGGGUCGAGUGUAUACCCUUACCAACUCAGUCAGCAGAGGAUACAGCUAGAGGUGCGGUUAAUCAUUUCUUUGCGAGAUUUGGUGUACCUUUUGAAUUUUUUUCAGAACAGGGCAGAAACUUUGAAUCUAAACUAUUCACUGAAGUAUGCUCUGCUCUAGAAAUUCACAAAGCACGAACCACACCAUACCGACCCUCUAGUAAUGGACAAGUGGAGAGGUAUAACAGAACCUUAAUGGACGCUGUGCGUUGUUUCAUAGGCAAAUCCCAAAACAAAUGGGAUCAGUACUUGCCACAAUUGGCCGGCGCUCUUCGUGCUUCGGUCAAUCGUAUGACAGGGUUUACACCAAAUAAGAUGAUGUUGGGUAGGGAAGUAAAUACUCCAGCCAGUUUGAUGUUCCCACAGGGUCAGAAUAAACAGGUAAGUCCAGAUGAACAUGUUACUUCGCUGGUAACAAGUCUACAGCAGGCUCAUGAAGUUGCUAGGAAAACACUAAAAACUAGCACAAAGAGAAUGAAACGUGACCAUGAUCUGAGAUUAUUUGAAAGAACUUACCAGGUAGGUGAUGCAGUCUAUGUCCUUGACACAGCGGCCGUAAAGGGUAAGUGUAAGAAGCUAUGUCCGCCUUGGAAAGGGCCCGGGGUAAUCGUCACAAGAUUGUCGUCUUAUCUUUUCAGGGUGAAGCAUAGGAAUGUAGUGUUUGUCGCUAAUCAUGAUCGAUUAAAACCAUGUCGAGACAGACAGUUGCCAAGCUGGAUCAAACACUGGAAGGCUAACCCCGAGGGCACUAAAACUGCAAGAGGGGACGACCGGGUCUAUUGCUUUUGCAGAAAACAAUGGCAGGGUAGAUUCAUGAUACAAUGUGAUCAUUGCGAGGAAUGGUUCCAUGGAUCAUGUGUGGAUAUUACUCCGACAGAUGCCUUGAACAUUGGCAUGUACCAGUGCGCGGAUUGUAAGGGUAGAACAUAA
Molecule: messenger RNA, 990 nt
Organism: Mercenaria mercenaria
Lineage: Eukaryota; Metazoa; Mollusca; Bivalvia; Venerida; Veneridae
Product: protein NYNRIN-like
Exons: 1
Coding region: 1-990 (329 amino acids)
Biological process (GO): DNA integration
Molecular function (GO): nucleic acid binding
Source: RefSeq, a predicted model, not a curated record